Musa acuminata subsp. malaccensis (wild Malaysian banana) is the source of this 1791-nucleotide messenger RNA. Lineage: Eukaryota; Viridiplantae; Streptophyta; Magnoliopsida; Zingiberales; Musaceae. The record is from RefSeq and is a predicted model, not a curated record.
AUGUUCCUCCAAAAGAUAACCAACUUCGCGGAGGGAGAGAUAUGCAAAGUGCUAUGCGUGGGGGCGGAGGUCAAAACUCUGGAGAGAAGGUUGACGAGGAUCAAAGGCUUUCUUCGCACUGCAGAGCAAAGAAGGCAUGUAGAUUCGGACAUGGACACCUGGGUGAGGGAGUUGAAGGAUGUCAUGUACGACGCUGACGAUAUCGUCGAUCUUUGCAUCUUCGAAGGUGGCAGCUUGCUGAAGGUAAGCAAUCCUCCUUUCUUUAGACCUAUCAUAGACCGCCAUGAAAUCAGUGGCAGAAUAAAUAGUCUUAAUGAAAGACUGAAAGAGAUCACGGGAGAUAGAUCUAUAAUACCUGAUGUAGAGAUCGUCGAAAAAGCCCUCCCACUUCACCCAGUAAGAUCUCGUGAGACAUCUUCCAUAGAGGUUAAGGCAGACAUCAUAGGAACCCAAAUCGAAGGCGCUGCCCAAAAUCUGAUCAACUCCAUAGUGGAGAUCAGUGAGAAGCCAAAGUGUGUUGUUUUUGGGAUUGUCGGGAUGGGCGGGAUUGGGAAGACCACUCUAGCGCGUAAAAUAUUCAAUGAUGAAAGGAUCAUACAAAACUAUCCGAUUCGAGCAUGGUUGUGUGUCACGAAGGACUAUUCAGAGACUGAUUUGCUUAAAGAAAUGAUUAGAAGCGUAGGAGGAAGUGUUGAAGGAGCUGAGAGUAGAGCGGAACUUGAACCUAAACUUGUUUCCCUCCUAUCGAGAAAUUUGCUUCUGGUAUUAGACGAUGUAUGGAGUGCAGACGUAUGGGAAGAUUUACUCAAGAACCCUUUGAUUCUUGGAGCAACCAGUAAUUGUAGGAUCGUAGUUACAACUAGAGACGAAAACGUGGCAAGAAAUUUGGGAGACAAUGUUCAUCAUGUUGAGAAAAUGGAUGAAGAGUGUGGCUGGGAAUUGCUGUGGAAGACGGUUUGGGAUAAUAGAGAGAAGGACGAUAUUUCUAGAUUCAAAAAAAUUGGAAAUAAAUUGGUUCAAAAAUGUGAUGGACUUCCUCUCGCAAUCAAGGUUCUUGCGGGGGUUUUAAGAUCCAGGAGAAGUCCGAUGGAGUGGGAAAGGGUUAUCAGAAGUGAUCUAUGGAGGAUGAAGAAGUUCGAUGAGAAUGUACUGGGGGUUUUGUUCUUGAGUUAUGAAGAUUUACCUUCUCAUCUUAAGCAGUGCUUUCUGCAUUGCUCUUUGUUUCCCGACAAGGCUGAUAUGUACCGUAAGGAUCUUAUCCGGCUUUGGGUGGCUGAAGGAUUCACAGAGGAGAACGGAGAACUAUCGAUGGAAGAGAUUGCCGAGGGUUAUUACGAGGACUUGAUCUGGCGAAACCUACUGCAGGUGGAUCCUACCUUUGUAGACGGCAGCAGAUGCACCAUGCAUGAUCUUUUGAGAUCGCUUGCUCAGUCCUUGAUCCAAGGAGAGGGUGUCUAUGUCAGUGAUCUCCAAUCAUUGAAUUCGGACCCAUUAACUAAGCUUCGUCGAUUGUCAACAUCAAACAUAGGGGAGAGGAUACAGCUCCCCGACAGAAUCGUUGAAGAGAAGUGUUUAAGAUCUUUGCUCAUCUUUGAUAGCCCUCGUGCCCGUACAAUUGGAGAUGAUCUGUUUAAAAAGCUAAGGAAGCUGAGAGCAAUUGCAUCUAUUCUGCAUGAGUCAAGAUCGAGCGCAAUGUACCGUGGAACAAACCCAAAGAGCUCGGAAGAUAUGCCAUGGACUCUGUCCCCCACCGAGCCUGCUGUAUCUUUCUAUCAAAUUCUUUCCCGGUAA